Messenger RNA from Carassius auratus (goldfish), 3105 nucleotides. RefSeq names its product synaptic vesicle glycoprotein 2A. The coding region runs from base 336 to 2537 and encodes 733 amino acids. NCBI's taxonomy places the organism in Eukaryota, Metazoa, Chordata, Actinopteri, Cypriniformes, Cyprinidae. Gene Ontology annotation, cellular component: neuron projection; synaptic vesicle membrane. The record is from RefSeq and is a predicted model, not a curated record. Gene Ontology annotation, molecular function: transmembrane transporter activity. The transcript has 13 exons. Gene Ontology annotation, biological process: transmembrane transport; chemical synaptic transmission.
CUCCAUAGUAGGAAUCGUUAGUGUUGCCAGUGUUGUAGGUUUGCGCCCCGUUACACGUCACACGCGCCUCCGUUACAGGGUGAAGAUACAGGCAAUGUCACACAGCCCUCCUCAUCAUCACGACUAAAAAUUCACCGUAUCUUACAUACAAUUAUUCCAGCAUUUGGGGAAAAUAAUAACCAAAUCGCACUGACUGCUGUGUAGAGUUCUGUGCUCCUGAAGCUGCUGUCCAAGGUCCUGAAUUUCUUCAGCCCAGCUUCACUCUGCUACAUGCUAACAGGCUGCUCUUGACACCCAGUUCCAGCACUCUUUACAUCAACGCACAACUUUAAACCAUGGAGGAGGGUUACAGAGACCGUACGGCAUUCAUUAAAGGUGCUAAGGACAUUGCUAAGGAGGUCAAAAGGCAAGCAGGUAAAAAGGUUGGCCGCCGCAUGGACAAGGUGGCUGAUGAAUACACCAAACGCUCUUAUACCCGUUUUGAAGAGGAAGACGAUGAUGACGAUUACCCCGUGCAGGCCCAGGACGGUAGCUACUACCGCAGCAACAGCAGGGCCAAUGAUGACGAAGGAGCUCACAGUGACUCCACAGAAGGCCACGAUGAGGAUGAUGAGAUCUACGAGGGCGAAUACCAGGGCAUCCCCAGAAAUGACUCCGUUGAGAAGGCUGACAUACAGGUGGGUGGAGUGGGAGAGUCUCAGUUCCGGGACAAGGCGCAAUAUGAGGGGGAAAGAAGGAAGGACCAGGAGGAGCUGGCCCAGCAGUACGAGACCAUCCUCCAGGAGUGUGGCCACGGCCGCUUCCAGUGGACCCUGUACUUUGUGCUGGGUCUGGCCCUCAUGGCUGAUGGCGUGGAGAUCUUCGUGGUGGGCUUCGUACUUCCCAGUGCUGAGAAAGACAUGUGUUUGUCUGAGCCCAACAAAGGGAUGCUGGGUCUAAUUGUGUAUCUGGGUAUGAUGGUGGGUGCCUUUGUGUGGGGAGGUCUGGCUGACAGAAUCGGCCGCAGACAGACACUUCUUAUCUCUCUCUCCAUCAACAGUGUCUUUGCUUUCUUCUCCUCCUUUGUCCAAGGAUACAGCUCUUUCCUGUUCUGUCGUCUACUCUCUGGUGUGGGGAUCGGUGGCUCUAUUCCCAUUGUGUUCUCAUAUUACUCUGAGUUUCUGGCUCAAGAGAAGCGUGGGGAGCACUUGAGCUGGCUCUGUAUGUUCUGGAUGAUUGGAGGCAUCUACGCUGCUGCCAUGGCCUGGGCCAUCAUUCCCCACUAUGGCUGGAGUUUCCAGAUGGGCUCAGCCUACCAGUUUCAUAGCUGGCGAGUGUUUGUGCUGGUGUGUGCGUUCCCCUCCGUCGCCGCUAUCGCUGCGCUGACCACCAUGCCAGAGAGCCCACGCUUCUACCUGGAGAAUGGAAAACAUGAUGAAGGAUGGAUGAUUCUGAAACAGGUCCAUGACACCAACAUGAGGGCCAAGGGAUACCCAGAGAGGGUUUUCUCUGUCACCACUAUUAAGACGGUGAAACAGAUGGAUGAGUUGGUUGACAUGGGUGGAGAGGGCACAGCCUGGCAUCAGCGCUGGAGGAUCAAGCUGACCAACCUCUUCCAUCAGGUGUGGAGCAACUUCCUGACAGUGUUUAAUCCAGAGUACCGGAGGACCACCUACAUGAUGAUGGCCGUGUGGUUUUCAAUGUCCUUCAGCUACUACGGACUGACUGUUUGGUUCCCUGACAUGAUCAAAUACCUGCAGAAACAAGAGUACUCCUCACGCACAAAGGUCUUCAUCAAAGAAAAAGUGGAGCAUGUGACCUUUAACUUCACCCUGGAGAACCAGAUCCACCGGAAUGGAGAGUACUUCAACAACAAGUUCUUGAAUCUGAAGAUGAAGUCUAUGGUAUUUGAAGACUCCCUUUUUGAGGAAUGCUACUUUGAGGAUAUCACGUCAAGCAACACCUUCUUCAGAAACUGCACCUUCAUCGCCACCCUCUUCUACAACACAGACUUGUUCAAGUAUCGGCUGAUCAACAGCAAACUCAUCAACAGCACCUUUCUGCAUAACAAAGAGGGCUGUAUGCUGGAUUUCAGCGAUGAAAACAACGCCUACAUGAUCUAUUUCGUCAGCUUCCUUGGCACACUUGCCGUCCUGCCUGGGAACAUUGUGUCAGCUCUGCUCAUGGACAAGAUUGGACGUCUAAGAAUGCUGGCGGGUUCCAGUGUGAUUUCCUGUGUCAGCUGCUUCUUCCUGUCAUUUGGAAACAGUGAAUCGGCUAUGAUCGCCUUGCUCUGCCUUUUUGGGGGCAUCAGCAUUGCAUCAUGGAAUGCCCUGGAUGUGCUAACGGUAGAGCUGUACCCCUCGGACAAGAGAACUACAGCCUUUGGGUUUCUGAAUGCCCUCUGUAAGUUAGCUGCAGUUUUGGGCAUAAGCAUCUUCCAGUCGUUCGUGGGCAUCACUAAAGCGGUGCCCAUCCUCUUCGCAUCGGGGGCUUUGGCAGUCGGAAGCUUCUUGGCCCUCAAGCUCCCUGAGACUCGCGGUCAGGUGCUUCAAUAGUGCAGCGUUCCAGCACACAGGUGCCGGCAUUUGAGUUUGACCCUGUCCGUGAGUGAGCAAUGCUGGAAGCAGCCGAAACAAAUCCCACAUUUACUCCAGUAUGUGCAGUUGUAUUAUUAUUUCAUUUAAUUUGAUUUCAUUCAAAUCUACAUGCAUAGAUAUGUUCCCAGCUGAUGUUUGACUGUCUCACGGGAAGACCAUGUGUGCAUUUGUGUGCGUGUCGAAAAACUGCCAUGUUAAACACAUGUGAGAUUUAAUUUGUUAAAAGUUAAUUUUGACUUUCCCCUUUAAUCUUCAUCCAAGCCAUCACUUGAUUUUAAAACCAUCACGAGGACCCGUGAAAUCAGUAGGUAGAUAUAUUUGAGUGGACAGCGUUGGUCUAGUGGUGCAGGUGAUGGUUAAUGUUGUUGCUUUACUCUUUUCCGUUGUGUCCCAAGAACUUAAAAAGUGUGUGAUACUGCAGUUUUCAAGCACGUCUCACAUUUUAGAUGUUUUAAUGCAUUAACACUAUAGAUAGUUGUUCAAUCAUUUUUGGUUUUACUCCAUCUGAAGAAUUUGGUUGUUCUUU